UCAAACAUGGAGGAGCGGGAGCGGGGGGCGAGGUCGGCUCGCGCCGGGAGCCCCGCGCGCCCGCCCAGCCCGCGGCUGGAUGUCAGCUCUGACAGCUUCGACCCGCUGCUGGCCCUGUACGCGCCCCGCCUGCCGCCCAUACCCUACCCAAACGCGCCCUGCUUCAACAACCUGGCCGAGUACGAGAGCUUCCUCAGGACCGGGGUCCGGGGCGGCGGGCGCGGGCGGGCGCGGGGCGCGGCCGCGGGCUCAGGGGUGCCCGCCGCCUCUGCCGGGCCCUCGGCUAGAACCCGUCGCCGCCUGGACGCCCCGGCCCCAGACCCCGAGCGCAUCCAGCGCCUCCGUCGCCUCAUGGUGGCCAAGGAGGAAGGGGACGGGGCCGCCGGGGCACGCCGGCGGGGUCCGGGUCGGAGCAGGAAGGCGCCGCGCAACGUGCUCACGCGAAUGCCCUUGCACGAAGGCAGCCCUCUGGGUGAGCUCCAUCGUUGUAUCCGGGAGGGGGUGAAGGUGAACGUUCACAUUCGCACUUUCAAGGGUCUUCGUGGCGUCUGUACAGGCUUCCUCGUCGCAUUUGACAAGUUCUGGAAUAUGGCACUUACCGAUGUGGAUGAGACCUACCGAAAACCUGUUCUAGGCAAAGCAUAUGAACGGGAUUCUUCAUUGACUCUUACUAGGCUAUUUGAUCGCCUAAAACUUCAAGAUUCCUCCAAAAAGGACGCAGAUUCCAAGUCUGCAGUUGAAGAUUCCACUCUGUCCAGAUACUCCCAGACAUCCACUUGGAAGGUAGCUUCGGUGUGGGGAAGAGGAGACACUGACCGGGGCUCACGCAGGCGUUCCCGCUCCGUCCCUUCUUCCCUGCAGGCGUCUGCAAGGGAGGAGUCCAGGUCAGAGAUGUCAGGGAGGACUACACGGACAGAAGGGUCAAGUGCAGGAGGUACCUUUUCCAGGGCUACCACCCUUUCCAGGGGUCAGCCCCGUAAGAAAAAGCGAAAGCCCAAAGUGGAUUACCAGCAGGUAUUCACUCGACACAUAAAUCAGAUUUUCAUUCGAGGCGAGAAUGUCCUGCUGGUUCAUCUUGCACAGUGACCAGCUUGGCAUCUCUUGAGCUUUGGUUCUUAGAAAUAAAAUGCAUGAACCGCUGCUAUGCUGUAUCCUAGUAUCCCAGUGAAACUCUGAGUUGGAAUGAUUCCCUCUGGUCCUGCAUGUGCAGAGCAUAGAGCCAGGCUUGGGCCCUCUGGAAGAUGAGCUCCCUCAAGCGGACACAGGCCUUAGGAAGGUGGGGGUUUGCGUUAAUAUCAAGGCAAAAGCUGUACAGAGGAAAUAUGCAUCCAGUUUGGUGUCAUGGUUGACUUUAGACACUCAAACGAAAUACCAGAUCUUCCAUUUGAAUUAGGAGUCAUGGUAUGAAUUAAAUUCAUCCCACAGACACUAUAAGGAUGGGAAUAAAAAAACACCUCAAAAAAUGCUCUCAUUUCUAAAAGCUAGUGCCCUGAGUACUCAUGAAUUUGAUUCUAAGAGUAGUAACAUAAAUUGCCCUGUAGCCCUGCACCCACAACUUGUAACUGACCUUUGAAUUUUGCUCUACACCAUUCUCUCUCUUUAUCAAGAAAUGUAAUUUAUUACCUUUGAAUAUCUGCAAAACUAAGAAAGAAAGCCACUAACUUAUGUAAACUUUGGAUAGUUGGUAUGCUUAGAGCAGCCAACAAUGAAUACUCUGUUGUUAUCCCUCUCCUUAGUAUGUAAAGGGAUAUGGGAAUUCAUCAGUCUUCCCCACUUACCAGAGGUAGCUUCUGAGAAUGGCAUGCCACAUGGGACUAUAAGAUGCUCAUGAGGUGGCUUCUUGGCCUUUUCUCUCACUUGUGUGGCAUGGUGUAGUGCAUGUACCCACUGUAUUGCCCUUCUGUAUGUAGUGUGAACUGUCCUGUGAGCUUUAUGGCAGGAGAUUGUGACCUACAUAUCUGGCUUCAAAGAGUUCUGCAUGGACUCAGUAAUAUAUAUGCAUCACAUGGUUGGGAGCUUCCUUUCUGGGGAGGGCUGGCCCGUGUAGACUAACUUUCAGAAUGGUUUUUCCACAAAGUAGGAGUGAUAGUUUUAUUUCCUCAAGUCACGCCAACGAGGUUCUCACAAAGUACAGUGGGUGGCAUCUAUAAGGAACACUUUACUUACUGCCUGGCUUGAGUAAUGGGAACACUGUAGUACUCUCUAAUACUUCUACUUGAAUCAUAUUAUAUGCUUUUUCAAUCACCAGUACAGAAUAGGCUACAUCUUGACGCAGACUGUUAGGCAAUAUUGAUUUUUUGUUUUGUUAGUUUAUAUUUGGUUUUAUUUUAUAUAACUUACAUUCAAAGUGAGAAUAAGAAGUAGCUAACUAGUUAAAAUGCUUGAAAAAAAAUUCCCUGCUGCAUUUUUUGUGUAACUUAGAUAAGCCUUCUGAGAAGCAGGUGAAUAAUGUUUAGGGAGUUAGGGCACCUGGUCCUUCUGCUAGCUGGGCCACUGGGCCAAUGAAAGGAGAGCAGACUUAACCCCUCUGUGCCUCAGUUUUUCCCAUCAGACACCUACCUCACCGGGGCACUGAGACAGAGAAUUUUAGGAAGGCAUUUUAAAGUCUCUAAACAUGUUUAAGUGCCAUGAGUAAUUUUUACUAACUAUAUUUCAUAGCUCGAUAAGAGUUCUAUGUCUUAUGAGCAAGGUAGGUGCUACAUAAGAAAGUCAUCUCUGUGGCUGUUGUAAUUUUGAACUUGUCAUCAGAAGGCAGUGAUAUCUUCAGGAACUAUUUUCCAUAUUCCAUUCCUUUCUCCUAAAGGACAAUGGAAGUUCUCAGAAGAAUAUCCUCAGUAAAAGAAGAGUAACGUUUCUUUGCUGCUUCCCCCACAAAUGCCAGCCCCAAUCCUUUUCUGAUCAUCAGAAAAAAUUCCCCUGAACUUUUCAAGAGGUUUGUUUAUGUGAUAGUACUAAAGGGAGAUGCACAUCUAAAAAUGACACAUCCCCAAAGGGGAAUCUGUGGAAGAUGCUUCGUUUCGUUUACUUGUUUUUAUUUUAAGAUGCAUUUUAAAUAUACUCUUUAGAGCCAGAUCAGAUGCAAUAAGCAUUUAGAGAGGUUCCAUGUUACAAAGUCAAGCAAUUGUCUUUGGAAUCUGCUAAUCUAAAUUAUCUUCUAAAUAGUAUGUCUAAUAAAAUCUCACUUCCCCAAUUAAUAGUUAUCUUGUUUAAUCAUCAGGCACCCCUGCCUCUGCAUCUUUACCAGUCUCUCCUGUUAGAUGUCCUCAUCUGUCUACCCUUCUGUCCUCAGCUAGAAGCUGCAAUAGAUACCAGGUUUUCCCAGUAAAGUAAAAGUUUGGUAUCAAAAGGAAUAUAUCACUUUGCAUUCAUUCUAGUGCCUGACUAAAUCUAACGUGAUUUGUUUUAAACACAUGCUGAGUUUUCAUGUUUGUAUAUAAUUUUCAUAUAUCCAGAUAAGGAUUGGUUUACUGCUUUUCUGUCCAAUAUAAUAAUUCUGGCUCUGAAAAUAAUUUUAAAUCCAUGUGAUCAGUCUAAUGUGCCCAUUGGCCCCCAUUUAUCGGUUCAGUUUUGGACAGUGAUUCACAUUUAGUAAAUGUGCUGUAUUGUAUAAAGCAUGCCAGUGUUUUAUAGGGAAGUCAUUUUUUUUUUUAAUUACUGCCUUUUCUUUAUUAUUGUAGAAAUAUUUCAAAAGGAAAAAAAAAAUUGGUCCUAAGAAUGUAUGUGCUGCUCAAAAUAUGUCAUCAUCUAGGACAUUAUAAUAAGUUGCUAUGAAAAUAACUGAAGUCUUCCUCAGGAGAAAGAAAGAAAAAGAGAAAGUAACAGCCAGAAUGGUAGAGUUCUGGAGGCCCCCACGAGCUUACCUGAGGGGUCCCUAUGUUGCAGAAAUGCAGCAAAAUCUGGUUUCUAGUAUUCUCCAGGGAUUUGGGCUUAGGACAGUUGGUAGGAAUAGUACUUAUUUUUGAACAUCCAAUUUAGGUUCUUCAAAGUAAUCUCUAGACAUGGGAAUCCGUUCCGAAGAUAGUUCAUGGGACACACCUCUUCUCCAGAGCACCAGAUUUGUUAGAUAACAAGGCAUCAAGCAAUGGAACAUGGGUUUCACACCCAGAACGAUUUCAUGUGCUGUUCUUCAUACAUAGAGGUGAUUCUGUGGUUCUGCAACCAGGAGAACGUGCGUUUUAGGUUGUUGGUGCUAGUACUUGGGAAGCGUUUAUGCUUCAU
Molecule: messenger RNA, 4218 nt
Organism: Prionailurus viverrinus (fishing cat)
Lineage: Eukaryota; Metazoa; Chordata; Mammalia; Carnivora; Felidae
Gene: LSM11
Product: LSM11, U7 small nuclear RNA associated
Exons: 4
Coding region: 7-1086 (359 amino acids)
Biological process (GO): mRNA 3'-end processing by stem-loop binding and cleavage
Cellular component (GO): U7 snRNP
Molecular function (GO): U7 snRNA binding
Source: RefSeq, a predicted model, not a curated record